AUGGUUACUUCAAGAUCAACAACUCUAGUAAUAGUUCGAGAUCCCCGUCCUGGUUUGGCACUAGUAGUAGUGAUUGUAAGGCUACCUGUUGGCAAAAUUGUGAUUGCCUUGGAUUUGACGUUCCUCUUGUUAAUGGGACUAGCACCGGGUGCCGAUUCUGGAGUGUAG
Molecule: messenger RNA, 168 nt
Organism: Prunus armeniaca (apricot)
Lineage: Eukaryota; Viridiplantae; Streptophyta; Magnoliopsida; Rosales; Rosaceae
Source: the annotation of a GenBank genome assembly